Acanthoscelides obtectus is the source of this 213-nucleotide messenger RNA. The record is from the annotation of a GenBank genome assembly. Lineage: Eukaryota; Metazoa; Arthropoda; Insecta; Coleoptera; Chrysomelidae.
AUGGAUGCCUCUCUUGAACGAAUAGUGCAGAACAUUGGACACCUACUCGUUUCAUCCAGGAGCAUCAUUGUUUUCGUGACAGUCUUUGAUACAACUAAAUCUCUACUCAACCGAUGUGGAAACUAUUUGCCCAUCUUUGGAUGGUGCCAACGGAUUAUGAAAAGUAACAUUCUGGUACAAACGGUAAGUUAUAAACUUAAUAUAACUGCCUAA